UAAAUUCUCAAUUCACUAGUUCUGGAGGCAGUUUCCAGAGAAACAGGCACAGUGUAUCGCGUCGUUGAAUGUAAAGCCACAAAGCUUGGUGUUCAUUGGGACCUAUUAAUGAAAUAGUGCUUUUAUCCUUGUACUUAAUAUUAAGAAGUUAAACUUCAUAUUUUAAAUUGAAAUUCAAUAAACAUUAUUAUAUUGAAAUUAUUUUGGAAUUUUAGUGUGUUGACGUACAAAGGGAAACGUUGACAUAAACGUUUCUUUCACAAUUAUUGCGAGGAAAAGCUAUCAUACAGGAAGCUUUAGUCCAAGGCAUGGCAUUUCAAAUUGACCAAGAGGCGCUGCUUAAAGCUGAAACACAGUGUCUGGAGAAGAUUGAACGUUAUACUCCUGAACAAGGUUACUGCAACAUGACGUGGGAUCUGAUGCUGUGUUGGGAAGAAGCACCAGCGGGCACCCUUGUUAGAAAGGCUUGCCCCAGUCACGUGAAAGACAUUAGCAAAACAGGGUUUGCUCUGCGUGAAUGCGGACUAGAUGGCAUCUGGGUUCACCCUGACGAUGAAAACGCUACAACCGGUUGGACCAAUUAUACCGAUUGUUUUAAAGAAGACGCAGACUUUGCAUCUAUAAAGAAUGAUCUGACAAGGAUUAACUUAAUGGCCAAUAUUGGAUAUGCUAUAUCCCUCGUCUCGCUGGUAGUAGCUGUUUUAAUUAUGCUAAUAUCAAGACGUCUUCAUUGUAAAAGUAACAGCCUGCACCUCAACCUUUUCACUGCCUUCAUCCUUCGGGCUGUGUGCUCGCUUCUCAAAGACGUAUUAUUUGUGGAAGGCUUGGGUUUAGACAAGGAUGUUAUUCAGCUAUCAGAGGAUAAAUUCAUCUUCAACGAGGACGGAGGAGCGCACUGGGAGUGCAAACUGUUAGUGACAUUGUUUAUGUACGCUCUGUCAGCAAGCAUGAUGUGGAUUUUCAUGGAAGGUCUGUAUCUACACAUGCUGGUGUACAAAACACUUUUUACUGAGAGAACCGGCAUUAGGAUGUACGUUUGUAUCGGAUGGAUAUUGCCCUUGGUAUACGUGAUACCGUGGAUUUUGGUGAAGCUGUAUGCUGAUAAUUCAUUAUGCUGGAAUGUAGACGAAUAUGGCUUUAACUGGAUCAUUAUGGGUCCGAUCACAUUCACAAUAGUUCUUAACUUCAUAUUCUUCAUCAAUAUCGUGCGAGUGCUGUGCAUUCGUAUGAAAACUCACAGAAACAUUACAAACAAAAGCAGCAAUCAACAAAUCAGAUAUUUGGCGAAGUUUGCGCUAGUCCUGAUACCCUUGUUUGGAGUGUUGUACAUUGUGACGUUAGCUUACCCAGUCGGGAUUGAUAUUCGGGCUGAUAUGAUAUACCUUUACUGGGACAUGUUCUAUAACUCAUUCCAGGGUUUCCUGUUAGCAGUUCUAUUCUGUUUUUUGAACGAAGAGGUUCACAAUGAGAUACGACGGUACUGUUUGCGUCAUCGUCGAAGCGACAACUUGUUUACUCGAACAUUUACGUUAUCAACCUACCGUAAAGGAUCCAGUAUGUCGCACACAUCUCAUACUCAUGCUAAUAGUGUUGUUCGUGGGAACAAACGAAACCUUGGUGAAAGCGACAAUGGUGUAAAACUGUAUACAAGAAACCAGGAUUCCAUAUCCAGCUCCUCCUGCAGCGAACGAAAACCCGGAGUUCAAAAAUCAGUCCGUUACCAUUUAGUCGAAGACAACGAUCAAAUCUAUCCACUAAUGGAAUAAAUAUAAACCUUCUGAUAUCCUAAUUUUUCGAAUACAGUGAGCUAUUUAUUACGUUUAACAUAUGUUUCCAACACGCUCCAAUUGGUGCCACUUACUUUUGUAUAAGCCAUAUACUACGGCUUAACUUUCUAGUGAUUUGCAUGUUUUAACAUAUUCUUCCGCAAAUCUUUGUUACGGUAAGAGCAACCAGGUGAUAUUACUUACAUGCUGUUUGAUUGGUGUGAGUAUUUCAUUGGUGUGUUUGUGUUUAGUAAAGGUUGAUAAGCUUUGGUAUUAUAGAGGCUAAAGCUGAAUUUAAUUGCACUGCACAAUCUUAACCAACACUAAGAUUGUAUUCAUUAUUAUUGAACAAGGCUUUCUUUCUUUGUUUCUUUUCUUUUCUCGUUAGAGAUAAAACAUGGAGCAAACAUAUAUACAACCAAAAAUUAAACGACGAUGAUUCGUUUUACGAGGCCAACAAAACAGGACUUUGUGUGCAGCAGUUCCCGUUCCAACUGUUUCAAGUUGUAAUGUGCAUGACGUUUCCACCCGCAUGUAAGGAAUAACUAGUGCAUGAUGUUACAAAACCAAAACAUGUUCAUUCGGUUUAAAAGGUUUUCGUUCCAUGCAUAUUUUGUAACAAUGUCGGCGAAAACAGGGGGAAUUGGUUGAAAUAAUUUUUAAUAUAUGUAACAUAGACACUGGAAAUAUAUGUGGGUUUACAAUUGUAUGAAAUUAUCUUUAAUAGCAAACGUGUUCUUCUUAGAGAAAUAAUAUGCGGACUUAGUCUACCGGUCUUCUUUUAAUUAUGUUUAGUAUUUUUUUUAAAAAGAAAAAUGUUUUAAAACUGGACAAUCAUGAAAUAUGUUCAUAUGAGGUCGAUAUUUUAAUGUAAGUACGAACAAGGAACGAACCCUUUUAAUAGUAUUUAAAUGUGCUUUAACAUUUAUAGUUGUUUAUAUUGUAUGAUUUAAAGUAGCUUAUCCUGCUACAUACUUGUUCACUGUGAUAGUCAGUGGUACUUUCAUCAUUUUCAACGUGUUAUAAUUUGUAAUAAACGGAUGA
Messenger RNA from Mya arenaria, 2810 nucleotides. Its product is annotated as parathyroid hormone/parathyroid hormone-related peptide receptor-like. Gene Ontology annotation, molecular function: G protein-coupled peptide receptor activity; peptide hormone binding. The coding region runs from base 309 to 1766 and encodes 485 amino acids. Gene Ontology annotation, biological process: adenylate cyclase-modulating G protein-coupled receptor signaling pathway; cell surface receptor signaling pathway. The transcript has 13 exons. Gene Ontology annotation, cellular component: plasma membrane. The record is from RefSeq and is a predicted model, not a curated record. Lineage: Eukaryota; Metazoa; Mollusca; Bivalvia; Myida; Myidae.